Enterobius vermicularis (human pinworm) is the source of this 1464-nucleotide messenger RNA. Lineage: Eukaryota; Metazoa; Nematoda; Chromadorea; Rhabditida; Oxyuridae. The record is from the annotation of a GenBank genome assembly.
UUGCCUAUUUUUACAGGAGGAAUCGUUGCUGAAUUUAAUGCAACAAUAAAUACGUAUGAUAAAGAUUUUGGUGUAUUUAUUGGUAAAUUAUCGGAUCCAGUAAGCGAAGAAACUCGUGGCUAUGUUUAUGUGGUCAACGAAACAACCCUACAGAUUCUGAAUUUUACCUACAGUAAUACAGCGCCAGAUGCCUAUUUUUGGUUGGACAGAAAUGAAUCACCGACGAAAGAAGGUUUAAAAAUUCCAACAUUUGAAUAUGGGUUUCAUAACCUUGGUUCGAUUACGAUACCUCAGAAUUUGAUGAUUCCAAAAGUUCAAUUUUUAACUUCUGGUGAUACAACAUUGACGUUGAAAGGAAGCCGAUAUAAUGUUGAUUCUGGACCACUGUUGGUGAUAGACAGAAAAACAAUCAAAAUCUUUGCAUUUAAAUUUGACGGUGACAAAGCCCCGGAUGGAUACUUCUUUGUUGGUAGAGGUCCAAACGUUGCACAUGAUGCUGGAAUAAAAGUACCAAUUCGUGGCCGCGAUACACCUGAGUUAAUAACAGCAAUGAACGAACGAUAUCGUGGCGGACAAGAUAUUAUCAUUGAUUUGCCAGACGACUACGACAUCUAUCAUAUUGACUGGCUGUCCAUCUAUUGUUACAAGUUCCGUGUAGAUUUUGGUCACGUGCCGAUAAAUAACAUCUCGCAAAGAAUUCCACCCCAUGUACCACCACAGAAAAGGCACGAAGAUGCUGAUCUUUCGAAGAUUCAAGGGUGGAAGGUUACAUCGUUACUGGGUAACGAAAAACGUAGAAGUUUCACCUUCCAACUUGGGCCACCGGGUGGUCGACGAGGGUAUCAGGCAAUGGCACAGGCACGGCCUGCGAAGUAUGUUUGGUAUGUAAACGGUUAUCUGGCAGAACUGUAUCUGAAACGAGGUGUUAACUAUACGUUUAAUGUUGAAGGUGGCGCUGAUAAGUCUACGGCAGACUUUUAUAAUCCUUUGUACCUUUCCGACGAUCCAUUUGGUGGUUAUUCAAAACUUUCUGAAGAUGAACGUAAGCAAGUGACAAUUGUUGCCGGUGAAGAUGCAAUGGAAACAGCUGGUCGGCUGUGCUUAUGGUCCCAAACUGAAGAUACUCGAGACCCAGACAAAUAUGACAAUUUUACAAGCUACAGACAAACCCUUAAAUUGAAAUGUGGUGACUCACCGAAAACAGCAUCAUUCAUAUUUACGCCAGAUUCUGGAACACCCGACACACUAUACUACCAGAGUUAUUCAACGUACAAUAUGGGUUGGAAAAUUCAUGUGGUUGAUGAGCUACCAGAGGAUAUUGUUGACUUUGAAGAGGAACCCUACCAUGACAUGUCAUCGCCGUCUUCAGGCUCUUCAUCAAGUAUAAUGUCUGGUUUUUCUAGGAUAUUAUUUUUUACAAAAGUAUUGUUUUUGGUUACAUGUAUGUUGACUUGGGCUUCAUGA